Molecule: messenger RNA, 526 nt
Organism: Schistosoma spindalis
Lineage: Eukaryota; Metazoa; Platyhelminthes; Trematoda; Strigeidida; Schistosomatidae
Source: the annotation of a GenBank genome assembly
ACAAUUAGUUGCGCGAUACGAGUCAAGUGCUGCAUGUCAGGUUUAAGGAAACCAAGGCUACCAACACUAUUCCAGAGCCGAGCCACCGACACUUCACUCAUAAAUUGUCAGAAGUGUUUAGAGAAAGGUCACUGGACUUAUCAAUGUACAAACCAGCGGAAGUAUCUCAAACGCGAAUCAUACACCAGUAUACUGGUGAAAAAGCUUGAAACUCAGAAAAAGUCAAAGAUUCAAAAAAAAACAAACACUAAAUCAUCAUCCUCAAGCUCUAGUUCGUCCUCUGAUUCUUCGACUUCAAGUUCUGGGGACGACUCUGAUGAUGGGGAAUCUAGCUCAGAAUGUAGUUCAAGCAGUAACGGAAGUUCUAGCGACGACUCAUCUUCCAGUACUUCCUCAUGUUGCGAAAGCAGCCGGUCUUCUUCCUCCACAAGUUUAAAGCGCAUAAAGGAAUGAUCGUAAUGUUACUGAAAUUGUACAGUUAUUAUAAUAUAUUUUAAAUAUCUGUAGCUUUCUCACAACGAGAAAA